CCUCACUCUAAAAAAAUUACGGAUACGGAUUCAACGCAAAGUGUAUGGUUCAAAGUCCAGGAGGAACAUUUUCUGUCGAAUUGCUGAUUACGAGAAACUGGUUCUGUAGUUAUAGACAGUGACAAUGAACGAACCUAGUGAAGUUAGGUGCACAAAAACGAAAUUUUCUCUGAUCAUUUGGAGAGUUUGCAAUGUAUAUAUAUGCAUGYCAUUGUUCUUUGGUCUAGCAAGUUAUGUGAGGCAAGUGAUUCCCUUAUUUGGUUACAUUGUUUGAGAKACUUUGUAUCUAUAGCCUACUGUAUUUGGCGUUAGCUGUAGGCAUAUCUACUUCUGUUGAACUCAUGCAUUUAGCAGAGUAAUUUAAUGAGUGAACAUGGUGUGUGUCUAUGAAUAUUUGGGUCAAAUUAGUAAAUCCCAUGUCUUAUCCUUUGUCUUUUUUAUUGGCAUAGAUUAACGAUCCGGAUGCAGUGUUAUGGGUUGUAGGAUCACGCUUUUUUUAGUCGUUUAAUGUUCUUAAUGAAUUACUAUAAUUUUAGUGCUUUUUAUUUAUUUUUAUUUACAGUAAUCCACAUACACACCUUUUCUAUUUCCAGGUUGCCUAUGCUAUUCCAGCAAAUCUGUGUUUAUUGAUUGCCAUUAAACCACAUGUAACAGGAGAAUUGGUAAACUUCAUGUACUUAUUUCGACUGCUGUUUUUUUUCAUGAUGGGAUGGACUGUAUAAAGAGCGCAUCACAAAUAUCUUCCAGCAAGAGGAGGGAAGGGAAUUAUCUGGUCUCAUGUUGAUACUUGUCUGGCUUCUCCGUGUCAACACUCUGGAAAGUAAAUCUAUGCGGGAGUUGGACGUGCCGGACAUCACAGUGGUUGUCUUUUUACGACUCAAGAUCAUUCUCGUCUUUACCUCCACCGCCCCCUUCUGGUGAUAAAACCAAAAAGACAGGGCCAGUGACUUGGAAAUCAUUAGCAAUAACAUUUGCGUUUGGGGGUGUUCUCCUUGCCGGAAUGAAAUAUUUCAAAAAGGAAAAAGAAGAAUUGAUUGAAAGAGAAAGGACAAAGUCAAUGGGGAAACCAGCACUUGGGGGUCCAUUCUCUCUUGUGGAUCAGAAUAAUAAACCCUGUAAAAGUGAGGAUUUCCUCAGCCAGUGGGUCCUUAUCUACUUUGGGUUUACACACUGCCCUGACAUCUGUCCUGAUGAAAUCGAGAAAAUGAUUGAGGUGGUGGAUGAAAUAGACAGGAUACAGUCUCUUCCAAACCUGACCCCCAUUCUCAUCACCAUUGAUCCUGACAGGGACACACCUGAGGCCAUGGGAACAUAUGUGAAAGAGUUCUCCCCUAAGCUCAUUGGCCUGACUGGGACAAUGGCCCAAAUUGACCAGGUCUCUCGAGCUUACAGAGUCUACUACAGCCAGGGACCAAAGGAUGAAGACAACGACUACAUUGUCGAUCACACAAUCAUCAUGUACCUGGUUGGUCCGGACGGAGAGUUCAAGGAGUAUUUUGGACAGAACAAGAGGAGCGCUGAGAUCUCCUCUUCCAUUGCAUCACACAUGAGGAAGUACAAGAAGGGGAAUUAAGAGGUGAGAUGAAGGAGAACUGGUCAAGUGCACUGUCUGUGUCUGGGAACACCUCUUGUGUGCCUCUCUCACAGCCUCCAGAGACUGUCAGCAGCCUCUGGCCCAGCAGGACUGAACGCUGCCAUGUUAUGUCAAUGACAUGGAAUAUUUAUCUACAUUACAGCUUUUCAUUGAAUUCAGAUGUCUACGACUUACCAUUCCCUUGUUGUGGUUCACCAUUUAACAUGGUCUCUAAUAUCAUAUUUAAGUUUAAGAUGAUUUAAAGUGAUUGUUUGCAAAUGGGUGUUGACAACACUUAAGUGUUUAUUUUUUUCUGCUUUGCCCAUUAUUUAAAUUGAUGUGAAAUGUGAGAGCCAAACAGAAAUACUUGAUUUUAAGUACCUCAACAAAUGUAACUACCAUAAAAUGGAGGGGGAAAGUAUUCCCUGGAAAUCAAUACUGAAGAACUAAAGGUUUCCAGUGUUUACCCUUGGACACUCCUAAUGGAAAAAUACAUGAAUAGUUGUCUUUGUGCUGUUACAGUUCGGCUUUACUUCCUUUACACUAAUUCUCCUUUUUAGCCUUGCUGUUAAGUCUGGCCCAAUACCUGGACUCGUCUCAGUGACACCAGAAACAUUUAUGCACUGUAAUAACUCUUUGGUUACUCGAUUUGUACUAUUCAUAAAUCAGUCAUAUUUCAACUGAAUUUCCAAAGUAAUGUUUAAUUUAUUAAACUUGAACUUACAAUUA
Salvelinus sp. IW2-2015 is the source of this 2302-nucleotide messenger RNA. Its product is annotated as protein SCO1 homolog, mitochondrial. Gene Ontology annotation, biological process: mitochondrial respiratory chain complex IV assembly. Lineage: Eukaryota; Metazoa; Chordata; Actinopteri; Salmoniformes; Salmonidae. The record is from RefSeq and is a predicted model, not a curated record.